AUGAAUAUUAAAAGGAUUUUACCCAGAGUAUAUGGAUUACUUGUAACAAAUAUUAACACAAAUACUCCUGUAUCCUGUACCACAUUAAGGUUCCAGCACAGUAAAAAUGAUAUAAGUGAACACAGAGCUAAAAUUUUGGCUCGGGGGCUUCCUGAAAAGAAACCAUUACCUGGAGUAAAGAGUAUAAUCCUUGUUGCAUCUGGAAAAGGUGGUGUUGGGAAAACAACUACUGCUGUGAAUCUCGCAUGUGCUAUGAAAGUAAUAGAACCUGAUAAGGAAAUAGGUCUAUUAGAUGCAGAUGUGUUUGGUCCUUCAGUACCACUUAUGAUGAACAUUAGCGGAGAACCUAUGCUUAAUGAUGAUAAUCUCAUUGAACCUCUACUUAACUAUGGUGUAAAAUGCAUGUCAAUGGGUCUGCUAGUGUCUGGUGAGAAUGCUGUAGUAUGGCGAGGACUGAUGGUGAUGCAGGCACUGGACCGACUGACGAGGCACGUGGCGUGGGGACCGCUCGACUGUCUGAUAGUGGACACUCCACCCGGCACGGGGGAUACGCAUCUCUCCUUAGCUCAGAAUCUGCCCAUUGAUGGUGCGAUAGUAGUAACAACACCUCAAUCGGCCGCUUUGCAAGUCACCAAGCGGGGCGUCAAUAUGUUUGAGAAACUGAAGGUCCCUAUCAUUGGGCUGGUCGAAAAUAUGUCGCACGCGAUAUGUCAAAAGUGCGGUACAAAGAACUAUAUAUUUGGUAACGAAACAAAGAAGGCCGCUAAGGAAAUGGGUCUUGAGAUUAUAGAAAGCUUUGAGGUCGAUUCAAAUAUGUCGGAAUGUAUAAAUAGCGGUAAACCAGCAAUAUACGCACUUCCAGAUAGUGUCCACGCAGAGAAGUACCGGCAUCUGGCCAACAAGGUGUUCAAGUAUAUAUCGGAUAAAGACAAGCAGGAAGCGGAGGCCGAUAAGCAG
Brenthis ino (lesser marbled fritillary) is the source of this 957-nucleotide messenger RNA. The record is from the annotation of a GenBank genome assembly. NCBI's taxonomy places the organism in Eukaryota, Metazoa, Arthropoda, Insecta, Lepidoptera, Nymphalidae.